Molecule: messenger RNA, 672 nt
Organism: Phaeoacremonium minimum UCRPA7
Lineage: Eukaryota; Fungi; Ascomycota; Sordariomycetes; Togniniales; Togniniaceae
Product: putative fad linked oxidase protein
Exons: 2
Coding region: 1-672 (223 amino acids)
Source: RefSeq, a predicted model, not a curated record
AUGGGCCUCAUCAAGAAGACGUUCUACACGGGCGUCCUCGGCACCAGCGCCCUGGUCGGCUACCUAGCCACCACCACCAGCAUCAUCUGUCCGCUGCCGCGCAACGACCCUAUCUGGACCUCCAAGGUCUACAGCAAGUACAACAUCCAGAAGAACCCGUCUACCCAGGAUGUGUGCAUCAAGCGCAUCCCUCUCAGCAAGAUUCGCCCCGAGCUAUUGCAGAACGAGGGCGACCUGGCCGUUGAGUUCUGCCGGGGAGUCUGGAGCGGAUGGGGCUACGCCAUCCAGCGUCGAUAUCUCUCCCGCAAAUACCAAUCCGAAACUCCCCAGCAGCUAUGGAGCCCCCAACAGCUCGCCUCCUCGACCUACGAGCAAGGCACCGCCAUAACGGACCACUUCGAGGUGGUCGAGAAGACACCGACCUCCAUCACUGUUCGCUGCGGUGACUCCCCAAGGAAGCAAGAGCCGCGCGACUCGGACGGCCUGUUCGUCAUCUACGCAGAAGUGGACCGCGAGCGCGCCGAGGUCGAGCUCGGCCUCAAGAGCUGCUUCUUCAUCAGCGCCCGCAAGGUCGAGGGCAUCGUCGGCCCUAUGCCCGUCUGGAUGGAGAAGCUGCACACCUGGUACAGCCGGGUGCUCAUGGCCAGUGGCGCGAGCAAGGUGAUGCGGUAG